Molecule: messenger RNA, 1151 nt
Organism: Cicer arietinum (chickpea)
Lineage: Eukaryota; Viridiplantae; Streptophyta; Magnoliopsida; Fabales; Fabaceae
Source: RefSeq, a predicted model, not a curated record
ACCUUUAAUUUUGUUUUUCGUUUAAACAAAAAAAAAAAACUCUAUAGAAUCAAAAAAAUUGCAGCCGCUGCCACACUAAACUCAGCUACCCGGAAAACGUAGCCGGAGUUAGUCGUCGUUAGAAGGAAGCCGCCAUAAACAUGUGAGAGAAGAAUUCAGUUACCUUCAACUGGUUGUUGGCAGAACCAGUUCUUGAACUGGUCUUUACUGGUUAUUAGCAGAGGCAGUUCAUGAACUGAUUUGAUUCAGUUAUUGUGAUACAUCGAAGUAAUUGUAUCCCCUAAGCAUCUAUAUAAAGAAAGAAGAGGAAGCAUCGUUGCAUUUUUUGUAGAAAGGAUUGUCAGAAAGCAACCAUGGAUGUUGAUUCACAGCCAACUAUGGAGGAAACAAUUUUGGUUGGUGAUGAUCUAAUGAUGGGCCCUCCAUCACCUGUAGUACCACCAGAAAUAGCCUCCCAUGUGCUCCAAGGUGUUGAUUUAUGUGAUGGAAUUCUGAGGAAUCUGUUUUUGUGCUUGCAAAUCAAUGACAUUGAACCAUUCUGUCAAGAUGAGAUUGCUCUAUAUAAACAAUGUGCUGAAAGAAGGGAUAAGGAAAUAAGGAAACGACUUCCAGAUUGUGAAUUCAAAUUGGGUUCAUCAAUGCCUUUAGAUGCAGCCAAGGAGAGGUCUGCUCAGCUUGAGGCAGAAGUUACAUCAUUGGAGAGGCGCUUGAUUCUUGCUAGUGGAGUUGAGGGCAUUGAAGGUUUCCGCCAAAGAUGGAGCUUGCACGGCCGCCUUACCGAUUCCAAAAAAAGGUUGGAGUUCUUAAAGCAGGGCAUGGAUGGAAGAAAAUGAUGAAUCCUUUGGUGAAAAUCAACUACCAAACAUUGAUUCUUGAGGGGAAGGUUGAACCUGCAUCAAGGGCUGCACAAUGCUACGUUCCCCUCCCAAUUUUUGUUUUUUAAAUUUCAGAAAUUCUGUUAUUUCGUAACCUUCAUUUUUAUGUUAUAUGCAAAUGUAGUAAUAUAGUGUUAGAGUUAUUACUUACCAGUUACUACAUGAUCGGUAUCUCAGUCCUAAAAUAUUUGAUUUUCCAUUUACGUAUCAUCAUCGAAAUAUUAACAUCUUGGGUCGAGUACCUCAAAUAUUAAAGUAAUCAUUUUUUUAGGGUAA